Messenger RNA from Paramacrobiotus metropolitanus, 1708 nucleotides. RefSeq lists its product as uncharacterized. The transcript has 10 exons. The record is from RefSeq and is a predicted model, not a curated record. Lineage: Eukaryota; Metazoa; Tardigrada; Eutardigrada; Parachela; Macrobiotidae. Bases 86 to 1417 code for a protein of 443 amino acids.
CUGUCAUCUGCAGCUUCCAUGCUUCAGCAGAUCACAUACACGUAACUGGACGGUAUAAUCAUAUAAUACAAAAUACCUACUAACAAUGAAUUUAUUUACGGUGACCUUUAUCUGCAGCCUGCUGUGCUGUACAAUAAACUGUCAAUACCCACUGGUAGAUAACAACUUCUAUCCCGGAUAUCCGGGAUACGGAGGGGGCUACGGAAGCGGGGUAUCUGGAGGAUGUAGCGGGUUUGCAGGAAUGUUUUCCUAUCUGAUGGGUGGCAAUCGAUGUUGUGGUGGCGGUUGUGGAAGCGGUUCGCCGAUUGUUUACUACCCUGUUCCCGUUCCACCACCCCCUAAUCCACCGUGUCCACCAACGACGACUACCGCGCCGGUUCCGAGCUGCAGCGUAACUAUUGACCACGGACCAUUCUAUCCUUGGAUGUGCGACCAAACUCUCACCCCCGCCACCGUAUCGGGAUGCCCAACAUACAGAGUGACCUUUCAGCUGUUGGGAGGUGUACCUUGUACCUACCUGGAAAGCAACGGCGUGAUCCGGUACAGUACCCUUGGCGGCAGCUGCGCUGUUGGUCCUGGAUACGUUUACACACCAACCCUGACCGCGACGGACAGUUUGACUGGUGCGAUUUUAGCUACCAGUCAAAUCCAGAUAAACACCCAGUCGCUGAGUUUCUGCACUACAACAACAACCACUGGAGCACCUGCUUGCAACGUUCAUAUUGACGCGGGACCGCUUCCUGUCUGGUUAUGCAGUCCAAUGCUUCUUUCGCCAGUCCAGAUAUCCGGAUGUCCGGCUUCCAGAGUGUCUGUUCAACUUUCGGGAAUGCCGUGUACGUACCUACAGAGCAACGGUACAAUACUGUUUGAUUCACAAAGCGGCGGCUGUGCCGUGGGACCCGGCUACGUAUACAGCGGCAUCAUAACGGCGACAGACAACUGGACGGGGGCGACUCUAGCCACCAGUCAAUUCCAGAUAGACACCGCAGAGAUGGGCUACUGUGCUGGAACAACGACCACGACCGCAGGACCGCCUGCUUGUAACGUUACGUAUUCGCUAUCGCAAACAUGGAAUAGUGGAAUAUACUUCCCGACCAGCUGCCAGCAACAGCUAUUUUCUCCCACUUACAUCAAUUGUUAUCCUCCGAGAAUAUCCUGGUCCUUCGGUGAUAUAUGGUGUUUGCAAGCCCUCCCUAACGGCACAAUCAUGUUCAACGCCGACGCAUGGGGAUGCGAGAUCGAUGGCAGUCGGCAUCUGGGAACAAUGAUAAUCAUAGACGAAGACACUCCCCCUCAUCCCCUUGGAGGGCCAUUUGGAACGACGUGGUACAUACAGUUGUACACGGCGGGCCUGGAAUACUGCAAGGCGACAACAACCACAGCCACUUCGACGACAACCACUAUUGGAGGUGGUUAGCGUGAUUGAUUGGAUGGAGCGUUAGAUUGAUUACCACAUAUUUCGACAAAUUCGAGUACAACAAAUAUCCGAAAAAAAAGCCAUCUUUCACAUAAUUAUAUAAGCCGCUAUUAAUAUACUGUACGUAUAUUCCUGCUUACUCGUCAGCCCAUAUUGCGUGCGACGUCACGGUUACCGUUAUCAAAGCAAAAUAAACUGCAAGAGCGGUUAAAGUGCAUGCAGAUUAUGAUAUGCAAAUUUUCUUCCCUCGUAUCUGUCUUCCGUUUCGAAAACAAUAAAAUUACUGCUUCA